AUGCCCGUCAUACCAGCUCAAAAGCUCAUUACUCUACAAAAGAAUCCCGCCAAUAUCCGCAACUUUUGUCUGCUUGCGCAUGUCGAUCAUGGCAAGACGACACUAGCUGAUAACCUCCUCGCAUCCAAUGGCAUCAUCAGUAGUAAACUCGCCGGUACAGUGCGGUAUCUCGAUAGUAGGGAGGAUGAAAUGGAACGUGGCAUUACCAUGAAAUCCUCCGCCAUCUCACUCUUCUUCCAACUCGUCAAUAAGAAUACAACAAACACACCGGAAGAGUAUCUCAUCAACCUCAUUGAUUCACCAGGUCAUGUUGAUUUCUCCUCUGAAGUCUCAACAGCCUCUCGCUUAUGUGAUGGUGCACUCGUCCUCGUCGAUGCAGUCGAAGGUGUCUGCUCACAAACCAUCGCCGUACUCCGCCAAGCCUGGGAUGAACGGAUAAAAACGGUCCUCGUCAUUAAUAAAGUCGAUCGACUCAUCACUGAACUCAAGCUUACCGCUCGAGAAGCACAUACACAUCUUGUACGGCUGGUUGAACAAAUCAAUGCCGUGAUGGGUUCCUUCUUUGCCGGUGAACGCAUGUCAUUAGCCUCUGAUACGAGUGUGGAGGAUGCGUUUGAUGAGAAGGAUGACGCGGAUAUCUACUUUGCACCGGAAAAGGGAAAUGUCAUUAUCGCCUCUGCCGUGGAUGGCUGGGCCUUUCGAGUAGAUCAAUUCGCUGCCUUGUAUGAGCAGAAACUCGGCAUCAAACGUGCCUUGCUCAAUAAAGUACUCUGGGGAGACUUUUACCUAGAUCCAAAGACAAAAAAGGUCUUGUCGCAAAAACAACUCAAAGGACGAAACCUCAAACCCAUGUUUGUGCAAUUCGUGCUUGACAACAUCUGGGCCGUAUAUGAUGCUUGCCUGCUCAAUCGGAAUCAAGAAAAGAUUGAAAAAAUCAUCCACGCACUCGGCUUAAAAGUUCUACCAAGAGACAUCAAGAGUAAAGAUUACGCAGGUCUCGUCAAGACAAUGAUGCAUGGUUGGCUACCACUUUCAUCAGCUAUUUUACUCUCUGUUGUGGCAUACCUGCCAUCACCCCUUGCAGGCCAACACGCUAGACUGCCUCAACUAUUUGAUGCACAGAGCCAUAAACAGGUCUCUCAGCAAAUCAAACAGAGCAUGCUGGCGUGUGAUUGCGCAGAGUCACAACCAACCGUCUGCUAUGUCAGUAAAAUGGUCGCUGUACCACGCACUGAUUUACCGCAAAAUCAACGACGUCAAUUGACAGCGGAUGAGAUGCGUGAAGCGGCACGGGUACGGCGUGAAGGCGGUGACACGAGUGGUACAUCCACACCGGCACAACAGGAAGAGCAAGUCACGGAAGAGACACCGCCGGAAUCAGAUGAUGUGUUGAUUGGAUUUAGCCGUAUCUACUCGGGUACUAUCAAGACUGGCGACACGCUAUACGUCUAUGGACCCAAGUACGAUCCUAGCAAACCAGAGAAACAUAUGGCAAAGGUCGUGAUUGAGCAGCUCUACCUCAUCAUGGGUCGUGAACUCAUCAAAUUGGACGCAGUCCCAGCCGGUAAUGUUUUCGGUAUCGCAGGCUUAGAAGGCAAAGUUCUGAAGAAUGGUACCCUCUGCAGCGUCAAUCCAGGCAUCAAUCUCGCUGGUGUCAGCAUGUCGAGUGCUCCCAUCGUCAGAAUUGCCCUGGAACCGGAGAAUCCUACAGACUUGCCAAAGUUGAUGGAAGGUCUACGGCUACUCAACCAAGCUGAUCCAUGCGUUGAAGUACACUUACAAGAAACUGGUGAGCAUGUCAUCUUGACUGCCGGUGAAUUACAUCUUGAGCGAUGCUUGAGAGAUCUUCGGGAGCGAUUUGCUAAAUGUGGCGUACAGGCUUCUGCGCCCAUUGUACCGUUCCGUGAGACUGCCGUGGAUCGAGAUUUGAGGCAACUUGGUAAGGACAAGCGCCGUGGAACAGUCACAACGCUUGUGGCAGAUGUCAUUCAAAUGACAUUGCGCACUAGACCGUUGCCGGAGAAUGUCACCCAGUUCUUGCUAGACAAAACGGCUGCCAUCAAACAACUACAGCUCAGUCAAGCAGGAAUCUUGAAUGCUGAACAAGCUGCAGAGCUCGAAGACGAUGAUGUGGAGGUCGACACUGCAUACACUGCAACAGAGUUCCACGACGCACUGCAACAAGCAUUUGAUGAAGCGGAAGAUGAUGGAGACUGGACGGGUGUGGUGGACCAGAUUUGUGCGUUUGGACCUCGACGGAUUGGUCCAAAUCUAUUGCUUGACGCAUCAGGGACGCUGAAACGCAUCUUUACUGAUUUAUCUGAAUCUAAACUUUCACAAAAUCCCGAAGACAAAGAAUCCUUCACUACCAGAGACUUUGAGGAUUACCUCGUCACUGGAUUCCAGCUUGCCAUGAAUCAUGGACCGUUGUGUGCCGAGCCUGUACAAGGCAUGCUUGUCUGUGUGGAACACUUUGCAAUCAAUGUGGCUGAGGGAGAAGAAGAUGCAUUCCGCUCGCGACUUUCACAGCUCUAUGGCCAACUCAUCUCUUCUGUGCGCGAUACCAUCAAACGAGGCUUCUUGGAAUGGUCACCAAGACUCAUGCUAGCCAUGUACUCCUGUGAUGUACAAGCCUCGAUGGAUGUACUAGGCAAAGUCUACGGCGUCAUUAGCAAACGGCGCGGCAAGAUUCGAGCAGAAGAAAUGAAGGAAGGCACACCCUUCUUCACCAUUCGAGCAACGUUACCUGUUGUUGAAUCUUUUGGCUUCUCUGACUAUAUCCGCAAGCAAACAUCUGGUGCAGCCUCACCACAGCUCAUCUUUAUUGGCUAUGAGAUUCUGGACGAGGAUCCAUUCUGGGUGCCUACAACAGAGGAUGAGAUUGAAGAGUUUGGUGCAAAGGGUGAUCGUGAAGUUGUCGCCAAGCGGUAUAUGGAUUCAGUCCGCAGACGCAAGGGCCUGUUUAAGGAGACUAAAAUUACAAAAGGAGCAGAGAAGCAGAGGACGUUGAAGCGGUAG
Protomyces lactucae-debilis is the source of this 3018-nucleotide messenger RNA. RefSeq names its product GTPase Ria1. Bases 1 to 3018 code for a protein of 1005 amino acids. The record is from RefSeq and is a predicted model, not a curated record. Gene Ontology annotation, cellular component: cytosol; ribonucleoprotein complex. The transcript is spliced from 2 exons. NCBI's taxonomy places the organism in Eukaryota, Fungi, Ascomycota, Taphrinomycetes, Taphrinales, Protomycetaceae. Gene Ontology annotation, molecular function: GTP binding; GTPase activity; ribosome binding. Gene Ontology annotation, biological process: cytosolic ribosome assembly.